AUGGCUGCAGAGGAUGGCCAUAGAGAUAUUGUUGAGCUGCUGCUGGCGCACAAAGAUAUACAAGUCAACGAAGGCAACCAUUGGAGAACGCCAUUAUGUGCAGCUGCAGAGAAUGGCCAUAGAGAUAUUGUUGAGCUGCUGCUGGCGCAUAAAGAUAUACAAGUCAACGAAGGCAACCAUUGGAGAACGCCAUUAUGUGCAGCUGCAGAGAAUGGCCAUAGAGAUAUUGUUGAGCUGCUGCUGGCGCAUAAAGAUAUACAAGUCAACGAAGGCAACCAUUGGAGAACGCCAUUAUGUGCAGCUGCAGAGAAUGGCCAUAGAGAUAUUGUUGAGCUGCUGCUGGCGCAUAAAGAUAUACAAGUCAACGAAGGCAACCAUUGGAGAACGCCAUUAUGUGCAGCUGCAGAGAAUGGCCAUAGAGAUAUUGUUAAGCUGCUGAUUUCAAGAGAUGACAUUGACUUGAAUGGGACUCACUACAAAGAUUGGACGCCAUUAUCAUUUGCAAUAGCAAGAGGGCAUCUUGAUGUAAUGAAAUUAUUGCUUCCAAGAAUCAAUCGUGGCAAUUAUUCCGAGUUACUUGGCAGAGAAUAUGCAGUCGAAGCAGCUAUAAAAGAUGAUAAAUGCUACGUUAUAGAGCUCCUGGUUCUGAAGGAAGAUAUCGAAUUAGAUGUCAAAAAAUGGGACUAUGAUGUACAAGAAAAAUUGUUUGAGGUAGUAAGACCUUUUCUUCUGAAAAACAACUUAAGCUUGAGAUCAUGGGGUACCUAUGAUCAGCCAAUCGUUUUAUCGAUUAUGAACACAAAAGAUUUGGAUACGGUAGAGAGAUUGCUGACCAAGUACGACAUGCAUUCUCCUAAUCGAACUCUUUUAUCAUGGGCUGCAGAAAAUGGAUAUAAAGCAGUGGUUCGGUAUUUGUUGGUCAAAGCGGGAGUGAACCCCAAUAUAAAAGACGACGAUGGUCGGACACCGCUUUCGAGGGCUUCCGAAAAUGGACACGAGAUUAUAGUGAAGCUCCUAUUGGGGAAUAAAACUAUGGGUAUAAGAAAAAAGGAAGGACAGUGGUACAACGAAGAAGAAAAGGAGCUUCUCUUAAUACAGAACAGUGCUGAUCCAAAUUUGGAAGACGACGAUGGCCAGACACCGCUCUCUUGGGCAUUAAAAAAAGACCAUGGUGCAAUAUUGGAGCUUCUUGUGCCUAUAGACACCACUACAUUGUUUCUAUUGGUGAAGGAAGGCAAUCGGGAAGCAAUAAAGUCACUCAUAUUCGCCGGACCUAGGUUAGAUGAAAGAAACCGCCAAGGAAAAACCCUACUACAUACCGCAAUUCUAUCCGGCCAGCUGAAAGUAGUGACAGAUCUUAUAUCAUAUGGGGCAGAAAUCAAUCUUCAGGAUAUUGACAAUAUGACGCCACUUCAGCUCGCAGUGCAAAAAAAUGAUGGCGCCUUCAUUCAAGAGCUACUGAAGAAGAAAGCAGAGAUGAAAGGCAUUAUGGUGAAUGAAUGGCGCGAUGCUUACAGCAAAGAAAGCAUAGAUAUCCUUCAGAUUUCUGAAGCACUUAAUGGGGAAAGACAAGUGGAAUUUACCAGGAUCCUACCAACCGCUAGUCAGCUAUCGCAGGCGCCUUUUAAUACGGGGAGAUAUCUAUACUCAAUUACAGAUGAUACCGGUGGCUUAGCUUGGUCUAAGGUGCCAAUUACCCAUAUUAAAGAGCAUUCCAGGCCAAAUGAAUUAUAUGUCAAUAUUUCGAAAGGUUCAGAUAACAAUGUUUCAGAUAUUUCUCUCUGCGUGUGGUUUUCUGUCGAUGAUUAUUUGUCUGGUUAUGACACUGUCAUCUCCGCCGCCAAUGUAUACAGGAUAGCUUGGAAAAUGAACCGAUCAACGAAACCAGGCAGUCCCUGGGUCUCAACAGUUUACUUUAGUACGCUACCAAAUGGAUGGAUGCCCGAAAAUGACUUGGACUUAUUUCAGCAAUUCAUUUUCUGUGUUAAGGAGACUUGGUUAAAGCUAUGCCAGCAACUUGAAAUACGUCUAUCUAGUAGACGUCUGGAGCAACUAAAACUAAAAGGGAAGAGCCCUGACAUGAUUGAUAGUCUCGCAAAUGAUGCAAAGAACUUAGCUGAACUUCGCAACACAUUGCAUAAUCAGAUUCAAGCUGCUGAGAACUUUAUUAAAGAUUACUGUCGAUAUUACAAUGCAAAUAAAGCACCAAAAGGCAUACAAGAGGAAUUGAAAAAUGAGUUUAAGCUCGUUGUGGAUAGAAUAGGACAACUGGACCAAGUAAUCCGAGAUCUUUUACAAAUUGAGUUUGCUUGGGCUUCUAUCAAUGAGACGCGAAUCUCGACUCGCUUGGGGCAAAAUGUGAUGCUUCUCACAUAUGUCAGCAUAUUUUAUCUCCCAUUGGGAUUCUGUGCUGCGCUCUGGGCAAUUCCAGAUAUCACGAACCCUAGUACAAGAAGUCCCUUUAUCAUUUCUUCUGUAAUCAUUUGUUUGGUUACUCUUCUCGUUACAUUCAACAUGGAACAAAUCUCUGGAAUGGCGCAGCGGAUAAUACAUUCCGCAAAAGAUGUGAUACGAUUAAAAAAACUGGGCAAAAACGGCCAACAUAGCCAUGAACAAAGAGCGAGUGGUCAAAGCAAAGGCUUCAGUGGCCACAUAAAGACAUUUCUGGUGGAUGUAACUCAAAGAGCGAAACAGGUUAAGCAAAAAGUAUCCCCGGCGGAUGCUUCUAAUGUGUAA
Molecule: messenger RNA, 2736 nt
Organism: Trichoderma asperellum CBS 433.97
Lineage: Eukaryota; Fungi; Ascomycota; Sordariomycetes; Hypocreales; Hypocreaceae
Biological process (GO): transmembrane transport; metal ion transport
Cellular component (GO): membrane
Molecular function (GO): metal ion transmembrane transporter activity; protein binding
Source: RefSeq, a predicted model, not a curated record